Chaetomium globosum CBS 148.51 is the source of this 2145-nucleotide messenger RNA. RefSeq lists its product as uncharacterized. Gene Ontology annotation, molecular function: DNA binding; nuclease activity. The coding region runs from base 1 to 2145 and encodes 714 amino acids. The transcript has a single exon. The record is from RefSeq and is a predicted model, not a curated record. Gene Ontology annotation, cellular component: nucleus; Holliday junction resolvase complex. NCBI's taxonomy places the organism in Eukaryota, Fungi, Ascomycota, Sordariomycetes, Sordariales, Chaetomiaceae. Gene Ontology annotation, biological process: resolution of meiotic recombination intermediates; mitotic intra-S DNA damage checkpoint signaling; double-strand break repair.
AUGCCCGUCGAAGUGAUCUCGCUCCUCUCGAGCUCCGAGGCGGGCUCCCCCCCGCUACCGAAAGCGAGUCAACCAUUACCACCGUCGGCAAGUGUUGCCAAGAUCACAACAUUCAGUUCUGACGACAUAUUUUCCCCUUUGCCCCCCGCUCGUCAAAACAACAACACAAAUAUUUCGAAGUCAAAUGACCGACCAAACGACCGAACUACCAUUGACGAUGUGUGGCUCAUCUCAGACGACGAGGGCAUUCCCUCCAAGGAUUCCCGCGGGCAAGAGGGCACAUCUAAUAAUGGGCCUUCCUCAAAAAGACGCCGCUUAAAUUGUUUCGAUGCGGAUAUCAGCAAUCCAGAUGGCCAGCCAAAACUAACCACAACAAUAGCCCCGCCUCAGGUACCCGGGCCCAGGCGCCAAAGCCCGACAGUCUUUCCUCGUUCAAACUUUGAACGGCCGGUUCCUCGACGAAACUGGCUUGACUCUGACCCAUUUGCAAGUUCUUCCCCUCGGGUGGCAGAGCAACCAUCCCCAAAGUCUAGCAAUCACGCUGCGGCGCUGCCGUCAAGCUACUUGGACGAUAAUCCCUUUGUUAGCUCCCCCGCCUUGCAAAGGAGGCCCCAGCCGCCUAAAGCCAGCGACCGGGCACCCAAAAUCGACGACAUUGAUCCUUUCGUUUCUAGCUCGCCAGCACGUGUCUCCGGUCCAGUCAAAGCGGCCCAAUCCGAAGUAGCAUGGGAUCCAAUUUCGAGCUCUGCUCCUCUUCGGACGGCGAACGAAAAUGAGCGCGGGAAGUCUCCACGGUGUUUUCGGAGGGCUCAAUCAGAAGUAAUCACGCUGGAUGAUUCUGAAACCGAGUGCGCAGCCCAGCCAUUCUCCGAUGAUGACUUGCCAGACAUCACCGAUCUGGCUGCCAUGAAGCAAAGGUUUACCAGACACGACCGCCUGCCUCAGGUAUCUACCACCGCUAAACGAGCACGGAAGCCAAAAUCAGCGGGGUCGAAGGCAGACUCAACUCAGCCAAAGAAGACUUCUUUGGAGAUAGCGAGGGAAAAGGAAGAAAAGAUCGCCGCCCGGGAGGCAGAAAAGGAACGCAAGAGGUUAGAGAAAGAACGCACUAAAGAAGAGAGAGCCCAGGAGAAAGUGAGGGCUGCUGCCCUGGCCGAAGUGAACAAGAUUCGAACAUACAAAAAGGUGGCCACGCCAGAAAUGAUCGUCGACCUCCCUACAACUCUCAACGAGUCCGUUAAACUACAAGCGGCCACCCUUCUCCGCGACCUUCAGGUUGAUUCCGCCACCUGGACAAGCCCCGUCGAUAAUGUAGUCAAAUGGCGCCGCAAAGUGAGCUCCCGGUACAACGACGAGCUAGGCCACUGGGAACCCGUCCCCGAGCGAAUUGACCGCGAAAAUUACGCCAUGGUGAUCGUUCCGGCAGCGCAAUUUAUCGAUCUCGUCCUCGGCGAGGAGGAUACCAGUCUCGAAUCUCAUGUCCUGCGUAUGAAACGCCACUUCCCAAACGACACUAUCAUCUACCUACUCGAAGGUUUGUCCCUCUGGUUCCGCAAGAACCGCAACGCCCGCAACAACCAAUACGUUUCUGCCGUACGCAACGGCCUCGACCCGGCCUUCGACACCUCCAACACCCAGCAGCAGCGCAAGCGCAAAAACGGCAACCCGCAAACCUACAUUGACGAAGAAGUUGUCGAGACCUCCCUCCUCCAGCUCCAAGUCCUCCACGGCGUGCUCAUCCACCACACCACAGUCUCCCUCGAGACGGCCCGCUGGAUCACCGUCUUCACGCAGCACAUCAGCACGGUGCCGUACCGCCGGCAGCGCGACGAGGCCAACGACGCCGGGUUUUGCAUGGACACCGGGCAGGUCAGGACGGGUGACGGGCCGCAUGACACGUACGUGCGUAUGCUGCAGGAGAUUGCCCGGGUUACCGCGCCCAUCGCGUAUGGCAUUGCGGCCGAGUUUGGGACCGUGGCUAAGUUGGUGAAGGGUUUGGAGGAAGGGGGCCCGCUGAGGUUGGAGAAGGUGCGUAAGAGCGUCAACAAGGAAGGGGAGGUGAGUGAGAGGACGGUUGGGCAGGCGGUUAGUAGGAGGAUGAGCAAGAUCUUUCUGGGGAGAGAUGAGACUAGCACGGAGAUCUAG